UUAUAUACAUUCGUUUCAACUUUUUAUGCUUGCGUAUGUAAAUGCGUCAUUAUGUUUAUCUCUGUCUAAGCACUAAAAAUAACAGCUGAUUGUAUAUUAAAGCAAAAUCAAAUUUUUUUGUAGCCAAUGUUCAACCACAUUUUGUAAAGAUUGUAUUUGUCAAGGGUAAAAAAUGUCAGGACCAGAUUUACCAGAAACUCCAGUACUUUUAAAAAGUAUACAGCCUUUUUUAAAAACUGCUAGCGAACAUGAUAAACGAGAUCCAAUUAUUAGUUAUUGGUGUAGACUGUAUGCGUUACAAGUUGGCCUUAAGUUAUCUACUAAGACCAGCGAAGAAACGAAUUUUCUUUUGAAAUUAAUGGACUGGUUAGAAGUUACAAAGAAAUUAUAUCAUGAAAAUGAGGCUAUUACAAAUGAUGUUGCGGCUCAAGCACAUAUAGAAAAUUGGGCACUGAAACUCUUUCUUUACGCAGACAAAAAUGAUCGAGCAUCUAAUUUUGGAAAGAAUGUAAUUCAAAGCUUUUAUACCGCAGGCCUUUUGUACGACGUUCUUACAACAUUUGGUGAUUUGAGCGAAGAGGCUGGACAAAACAGAAAAUAUGCGAAAUGGAAAGCUGCUUACAUUCAUAACUGUUUAAAAAAUGGAGAAACACCAAUACCAGGACCUAUCAAAGAUGGAAAUAACGAUUCAAAUGAAAACGAUGACAGUCUUUUAGAAUUUAAAGUACAGCCUACGCCUGCACAGCCUAUGGCACCUACAGUUCCAAUGCAACCAUUGCUUGGAAUUAAUUCAAAGCCACUUAUAAAUAUCGGUUCAUUCGACUUCCCUUCAGUACCAGAACCACAUCCAUAUAAUCCAGCACCAACACCAACAGAUCCAGGAACUAAUUACAAAAUCUCUUAUGAAGAUAAAACUUCCUCUUCUAAAUCUGAAGAAAAUGUUGAAUUAAGUAUCGAACAGUCAGGAAAAGCGCAAAAGUAUAUAAAAUGGGCUGGUAGUGCUUUAAAUUAUGAUGAUGUGCCUACUGCAAUAUUAAAUUUAAGAAAAGCCCUGCAUCUUCUUACAACCGGAGAAGAUCCUGUUUGAAUAUAUUUAUAAUAAUUAAAAAUACUAACUUAAAUAAUAGGCGCUUGAAUAAUUUGAAA
Ceratosolen solmsi marchali is the source of this 1146-nucleotide messenger RNA. RefSeq names its product vesicle trafficking 1 (gene Vta1). NCBI's taxonomy places the organism in Eukaryota, Metazoa, Arthropoda, Insecta, Hymenoptera, Agaonidae. Gene Ontology annotation, biological process: late endosome to vacuole transport via multivesicular body sorting pathway. Gene Ontology annotation, cellular component: multivesicular body. Bases 173 to 1087 code for a protein of 304 amino acids. The record is from RefSeq and is a predicted model, not a curated record. The transcript is spliced from 5 exons.